GUAAACAGCAUUCUCAAGCUUCUUCUUAACCAAAAGCAAAUGCAUGGGAUUCUUAACAACUUCAAAGUAAUCGGGGAGACCAAACAGUACCGGAUCGACAGCAUCUCGGAAAACCCAACCAUAUGGAUCGUCAAUGAGUUGUUGCACAAUUGGUAGGCAUUUAUGUGUAAUGGUACGUGAUGUAAGAUGCAACCCCUUGUUUAGCAUCAAGAGAUGCUGUUCAACGUCGCCUUUUGGCAAAGAUUGCUGUCCCCCGCUCUUCUUCGAUGCUCCACUGCUCGCUAAGUCUGGAGAUGCGUCGUUCUUGCUCUUGUUCUUGUUAGCAACGUCGACGGCACGCUUGAUUCCGAUUAUAGGACCCGCAUUCCCACUAUCUGACUCGCUAUUAAGGUUGAUCUUCUGAAUCUCGCGCAGACGUUUUCCUU
Messenger RNA from Pseudo-nitzschia multistriata, 425 nucleotides. NCBI's taxonomy places the organism in Eukaryota, Bacillariophyta, Bacillariophyceae, Bacillariales, Bacillariaceae. The record is from the annotation of a GenBank genome assembly.